Messenger RNA from Chrysoperla carnea, 1288 nucleotides. RefSeq names its product alpha-tocopherol transfer protein-like. Gene Ontology annotation, cellular component: membrane. Gene Ontology annotation, molecular function: phosphatidylinositol bisphosphate binding. Lineage: Eukaryota; Metazoa; Arthropoda; Insecta; Neuroptera; Chrysopidae. Bases 134 to 1150 code for a protein of 338 amino acids. The record is from RefSeq and is a predicted model, not a curated record. The transcript has 6 exons.
UGUUUUGUAUUUUUAGAAUUAUCAACAAGAAGCUCAACUUGUGUGUGUAGUUGCCAUAUUUUUAAUCAAUCAAAUAAAAAAUUAUUCACAUGAAGUGUAAAUUAAUUCAAAUACGAUAAUAAUUUAACGCACAAUGCCGUAUGGAGAGAAUGAUAUUCGGAAAACUCAAUUGGAUCUUAGUGAACCACCAGAAAGUGUCUUAGAAUAUGCGAGAAUUACAUAUGGGGAAACUCCCGAAACAAGAAAACAAGCUAUAGAAGAAUUUCGGGAUUAUAUAUUUGAUUUAGAUCAAGAACAAUGUAAUCCACACCGGACUGAUGACGCGUUUUUAUUAAAAUUCUUACGUGCUAGGAAAUUUAAUAUUCCAAAGGCGCAUAGAUUGCUUUGUAGGUAUUACUCAUUUAAAGAAAAUAAUCCACAUUUACAUAGAGAUAUACGCCCAUUAGAUUUAAAAUUUAUUGGUGACGAUGAUGUAUUAUCAGUACCACCUUAUCGUGAUCAACAUGGUCAUCGAAUGAUGAUUUAUCGCGUAGGGAAUUGGGACCCGAAUAAAUAUGGUGUUGAAGAACUAUUCAAAGCAAGUGUGAUAACGUUGGAAUUAGGUAUUUUAGAGCCUCGUUGCCAAAUAAUGGGUGGUAUAUGUAUUUUAGAUUUAAAAGGUUUAUCAUUGAAUCAUACAUGGCAAGUUACACCUGCGAUGGCAAUGAAAAUGUUAGAAUUUGUAACGAAAAGUUGCACGAUGAAAAUAGAAGCCGUCCAUGUAUUACAUCAAUCAUGGUAUUUUGAUAUGAUGUACAGUGGAGUUAAACCAUUUUUAAGUCAAAAAGCACGUGAUAAGUUAUUUAUACAUGGUGAUGACAUGGAAUCAUUCCAUCAACAUAUUGAUCCUAAAUAUUUGCCAACUCGAUAUGGUGGCAGCCAAGACGAUGUUAACUUUAAUGAAUGGUUAGAAUGGUUAAAAACACAGCAAUUUAUUGUGGAUGAAAUGCGUAGUUUAGGCUACAUCAUAGAUGAUGCUGAUUUAGCAAUUGAACCAGAAAAUAAUAAAAAUGUACCACCAAGUGAGAGUGGGCGCAGUGUUGAUGACGAUGAUAGCAGCAGCAGCGACGAAUCAAUUUAUUUUACAGAUUGUGAAGAUGGUGAUCAAUAAAAGUUGUUUUAAUGCGUUCAAAUACACUUCGAAAAAAAAGAUCGCUACACUAUAAUUUUAAAAGCUAAAGAUGGGAGAAAUAUCCCAGAACGUCACGAUUAAAUAAAUUUUUAAAAUAAUAAAAAAAUUUUUAAAUAA